AUGACUGCAUCAAUAUUCACCAGUCUCACACUCUUUUUCUGUUUCAUUUUUUUCUCUGCAGGCAUCAAAGUAGAACUUGUUGAUGGCUCCUCAGAACACAGUGGAAGAAUUGAAAUCACUCGUAAUGGAAUCAAAGGAACUGUCUGUGAUGAUGAAUUUGAUAACAAUGAUGCUACAGUUAUUUGUAGAAUGUUGGGGCACAGCAUCUCUCUCUCUCUCUCUCUCUCUCUCUCUCUCUCUCUCUCUCUCCCUCUCUCUCUCACACACUAUUCUCACCUUUUUCUCUUUUCUCUCUCUCUUUCUCUCUUUUUCUCUUUCUCUCUUUUUUCUCUUUUCUCUCUCUCUCUUUCCCUCUUUCUCUUUCUCUCUUUUUCUCUCUUUCACUCCUUCUCUCUUUUUCUCUCUUUUUCUCUUUCUCUUUUUCUCUUUCUCUUUUCUCUCUCUCGCUUUCCUCUCUUUUCUUUUCCCCUCUCUCUCUCUUUCUCUCUUUCUCUUUCUCUCUUUUUCUUUCUUUCACUCUUUCUCUCUUUCACUCUUUCUCUUUCACUCUUUCUCUUUCUCUCUUUCUCUCUCUUUUUUUCUCUCUCUCUCUCUCGCUUUUCUCACCUUUUUCUCUUCUCUCUCUCUUUCACUCUUUCUCUUUUUUCUCUUUCUCUCCGUCAGUCAAUCUCUCUUUCUCUCUUUUCUCUCUCUCUCUCUCUCUCUCUCUCUCUCUCUUUUCUCUCUUUUCUCUCUCUAGCUUACAUCACAACCCCCAUUGCUAUUUUAGGGGGAUGGAAGUACGGUAAUAUCAAUUAUAACUUUCAGGCAGAAUGA
This is a messenger RNA of Acanthosepion pharaonis, 816 nucleotides long. The record is from the annotation of a GenBank genome assembly. NCBI's taxonomy places the organism in Eukaryota, Metazoa, Mollusca, Cephalopoda, Sepiida, Sepiidae.